GCUUGCGGGCAAGGGCGCUCCGCCGCGGUCGCUGGAGUGGACCAGAGAGGAGCUGGAGCAUGGCCAAGUAGCCGAGGAAGCGCUUCAGGAUCUCGCCGGACGAAUGCAGGAGGCUGGAGUGUCCUUCAGCCUCACCAAAAGCGUUGAGGACUUCUAUCAGCUGGACCUGGCCACUGAGGCCUCGGCCUUGGUGCUGGAUUCCGCAAGCAGCUCCACCGCCGAGGUGCCCCAAAGCCCCUGGACCACGCUGAAGUGCCGGCACUUGACGCAGCUGGGCUGGCAGGUGGAGUGGCUGCCCGUGCGCCGCUGGGAGCUCAUGGAUGAGGAGGAGCGGCAGGCACUUGGCGAGCGCCUGGGAAAAAGGCGGAGCCGCCAGAACGUGACCCUCGAUGGAGAACUGCGCGCAGAUCACAAGCAGGGUUUUGCGCCGUUCUCCUGCCUUGGCGGCUCUUCUGCACGUGCGGAGACCCGGGCGCUGGUGUUACUCCGUGCGCUUGGCUCCCUCCUCCAUCGGCAUUUGAAGCAGACCUGGAUUUUUGCGGAGCUAUGCGCCAUGGACACCUGGAUGCAGCGCCAGUUGGAAGAGUUGGAGUGCUUGCAGGCCAUCUAUUGCGAGGAGGGGCAGUUCCGCUUGGACGGGGAGGCCCGUGAUGCAUUGAGCAAGGACGGCCCUCCAGUUUCGCUGGCCGUCCGGGUCUUCGACUCGGACAUGGGCCGGGUGCGCCUGGCUGCAGUGCUGCCGAAAGGCUACCCAGGCGAAGGCUUUGCGCCGGUGGUGUGGCUGGAGCCAGAGGCGUCGGGCCCGUCCAAGGUUCUGCAUGUGGCGGAGGACGAGGAUCUGUGCGGCAGGCUGCAAGAGGUCGCGCAGGCUGCGAAUGGCGAGGAGUGCUUGCUGCAGUUGAUCCAAGAGGCCGAGCAGCUGAUCCGGACCUGGGUGGAGGACGUGGCGGUGGCGGAAGCCGCCGAAGCUGCGGAAGAUGGGGAAGAUGCGGAGGAUCCAGGCGUGCUGGAUCUCGAUCUCCAUGCCGUCCAGCGGAAGUGUGAGGGUGGUCGCCUGGGCCGCCGCGCGAUGUUCUCCCACCACAUCAUUGCGCCGUCCAAGCGGCAGGCGAUCAAGCAGUGGGCCAUGCAGCUGGACCUAGGAGGUCUUGCCAAAGUAGGCUGGCCCGGAGUCAUCAUUGUCGAGGGUGAUGAGCGGAAUGUCGCUGCAUAUGUGGACGCGUUGAGCAGACUGCGCUGGAAGCAUUUCGUGGUGCGGGGUGAGCAGAUGAUUGAUGCGGCCCCUGGUGUGUGUCUGGACUCCUUGCGUGUCUUGCCCACGCCGCUGAGAGAGUACCCGCCAGAUGCCAUGUCCGAAUUUUCCGCUCACUGCCGAAAUCUGGGUGUGGAGGAGCUGUUUUUGGCAGCCUUGAAGAUUGGUGGGGGUGAAUCUGGGAGCACGCGUGGGGCCAAGAAGGGCAAGAAACGCUGA
Messenger RNA from Effrenium voratum, 1471 nucleotides. Lineage: Eukaryota; Dinophyceae; Suessiales; Symbiodiniaceae. The record is from the annotation of a GenBank genome assembly.